This is a messenger RNA of Plodia interpunctella (Indianmeal moth), 3050 nucleotides long. RefSeq lists its product as uncharacterized. The transcript is spliced from 11 exons. NCBI's taxonomy places the organism in Eukaryota, Metazoa, Arthropoda, Insecta, Lepidoptera, Pyralidae. The coding region runs from base 251 to 2398 and encodes 715 amino acids. Gene Ontology annotation, biological process: positive regulation of transcription by RNA polymerase II. Gene Ontology annotation, molecular function: transcription cis-regulatory region binding; metal ion binding. The record is from RefSeq and is a predicted model, not a curated record.
AUUUGUGGCGAGCGAGUUCCUUGGAGUUUUCUUUGUAUUUUCGUCGUUAUCGACGAAAGGGAGUAGAUUUUACUCCCUUUUUUGUGUUUCAAGUAAAACGUCCGUGUAUUUACCGCUUGGUAAAGCUUGUUUGUAUAGUAAAAAACAAUUUUUCUUUGUUUUGGAUUAUAAACAUGGCUUUCUAAAAUGUCGGCCCUGUAUAUAAAAUCGUUAUCUCCUUGCGGAGUAUCCCGCUCAGCUGUAAUUGUGAAUGUUGGAGGAAUCCAGAAUGGACAAGAAAUCUUUGAACCGAUCAUCUCAACCACAGUCGAGGGCAUCAGCCAUCGACUGUAAAAAAAAUACAGAAUUGACACACAAACCUUGGCCACGGAACAAUAAGAAACGAGAAGGACCUAAUAACGCUUCUAAGAAUGAACCUAAUCGGAAAAAUGUGCCUACACAACGGGGAAGGGGACAAGUUGAUAGAAGAGCAAGGGCAAGAGGUUCAUCAAGCUAUGUUGUGGGUGGAACGGCGAACACCGGGUUAGAAGAGGAUGAAGAGCCUGAAAUAGGCUCAGUGUUUGUGCCCGGAAGCAAGAAGCAAAAUUUGAACCAUUUGCUGAACUUCAUGUACCCCUCCCGAGGGGGACAGGAACACAGGGGUGCGCAGAUGCAGUCGCAUCGACAAGUUCAUCAGCGUUUGUCUUAUAGGCAUGAUCAAGAUCUUUACCUUCGUGCUAACUGCCAGUUUAUUGUGAAGGAAGAUGGAGAUUACAAGGCAAACUUGUUAGAUCCCGAUGUGCCAAUAAAGUGGGAGCAAGUUGAGGAAAUUGUUGUGAGGAGCACAGGGCGAUCAGAAUGCCCCAUCUGCUUGGGCCCGCCGGCCGCCGGGCGCGUGGGCCACUGCGGCCACGUGUACUGCUGGGCCUGCGUGCUGCACUACGCGGCGGCCCACGACAAGCAGCCCCCGCCCUGUCCCGUUUGCACCACCGCCCUGCAAGUGAAGGACAUGAAGCCCACACUGAUGGUGCAGUGGGAGUCCCCUGCUGAGGAGGUGACGAUGCGUUUAGUGCGUCGAUUACGUGGUUCUACAACCGUGGAGAUAGCGCCGCCGCGCGGAGCGGUGAAGGAGUCUAUGUCACCACUUUUGCCUCUCGAAAAUAUAAAUGAUGCACCUUAUUCUAAGUUCUUUACUGCUACAAAGCAACAGGUGUAUGAAAUCCUAAAGAGGGAGAGAAAUGAGAUACAAAAUCAGAUUAUGGCUGAGAUUGAUACCACUGAGAUAGAGUAUCUAGAGCAAGCUUUAGACUUGUUAAAAUUAAAAGAGGACAAACUAAAUGCUAUAUCUGACAAACCUGAAGUUGCAGAGACUAUAGUUGAUGCACCUGCGAUUAUUUAUGAAAAACAAGAGGUAACUGAGAACAAAAUAGAUUGGUUUGACGUGACUGAUGAAGGUGCCGCCAGCAUUGAUAUGGUUCAGGACAAAAUGGAAGAAUUGGACUUGAGUACUUCUCAGUCUGGUUUGAACCCAGAUGCUCCUGAAUUUGUACAAAAUAACGAAGAACCUGAAGAAUUCCCACUUAUUGUACUACCAACAUGUGAAACAGAGGAGGUAGAAAGUAAUGAUAGUGUGAAUGUGAUCAAUGAUAUAGACAAAGAAAACCAAGCUAAAUACUUCUAUUUCUAUCAAGCUGAAGACGGACAACAAAUAUUCCUAAAUAGCCUUAACGUCCGUAUUCUGAACGCGUCGUGGGGCGCCCUGGCCGCGGCGCCGCCCAUUGUCCGCGGGCGGGUGCUCCACCGCGAGACUUUGCCCCUCAGUGAACAGACACGGAAACAUAUGCCAUACACUGCUCACUUGCCCCUACAUUGCUCAUUUGAUAUCGUAGAGUUGGAUCUGCAGCCUCCGUACGUCACCACUGGCGCACUGAAUAACUUUGCUGAGGAACUGGACCGUCGCGCCCGCAUCCGCGCUCAGCAGCUGCGGUCGGAGCGACGCCGCGAGCGCGCCCAGCGCCGCGCGCUGGAGGGCCCGCCGCGCCCCGACUUCUCCUCGCCGCUGCUGUUCCCCGCGCCCUGCGCCGCGCUCGACCUGCUGACGCCCGACACCAGCCACCCCUCCACUAGCGCCCUCUCGCCGUCCUCGCCGCCCUCGCCGCCCUCGCCGCCCUCGCAGGGACCUUCUUUCGCUAAAAUGGCAAGCACUAGCGGCACGUGGCGCGUGCGCAAGCCGGCGCCGCCGCCGCCGCCGGCCGAGCCCAGCUGCGCGCCGCGCGCGCUCAGCCUCAGCGACGCGAUCGAGGCCGCGCUGCACGCCGCCCCGCCCGCCGCCCCGCUCGUCGCCCCGCCCACCGGCAAGAAGAACAAAAAGUCUAAGCAGAAAGUGCUCUUCGCUAUAGGCAUGCAACGCGCUACUUGAACGCUCCGAACAAUUCUCUAUCGGCCGUGAUUGCAAAUUAAUUUGAUUUUGUCAGCAAGAAUACCCAACUCGGUCCAUAGACUCCUUUCUGUUCGAAUUCUAUUCGUCUUUUAUUGUAUUUCAUGUUUUACGUUUCAUGUAUGUUCACGACCGAUAGUCUACUUCACCAACCACAUCCUUUUUCAUUUUCUUGUCAUUGUAUACUGGAUAAUAACAAAUAUGGGGUGUGGUUUUGGUUAUAUAUAUCAAUAGCAGAGUUAACAUAAUGUAUGUACUGUUUAUAUUAUUAUUAUUUUGUUGUAUUUUUCUGGCAGAUCUUUAUCUAGCAUUAGCUCUUAUGAUUUUUCUCACACACUACUGUGUUUUUGUUAAGGAUUAUCCAAUGCAAAACGCUUUUGAUGGGCAUUUGUAAACAUAUUACUUGCUUGGAAAUUAAACUCUUACAAUUACAACUGGUGAUUUGAUUACGUAAAAUUUUUAUUGUAUUAUAUCGUAAGUAGCUUGCCUUAGCAAACCUGAUAUUUUAAUAGUGUGAUAUUGAUAUAUACAUACAAAUGGUAUUUAGUAGAAUAGCUUCUUACCCGUGUAACGGUGAAUUCAAAGCUGAUAUUUACUUUUCUCUAUUGAUUUGGCAAAUAAAAUUAAUAUAUGA